AAAACAACAUAUGAGAGGAAAGCUACAGAGGAGGAGAGCAGGGACUGCAGAGAGACCACAACACUUCAGGAGUAAUGCUUUAAAUAGUUUUUUUUUUUUAGUAAUGAAGUUUGACAAUGUUCCAGUUUUCACUGCACUGACACCCAAAAGGAUUUUUCUACUUGUGAGAUCAUCUCUGACGACGUGAUCCGACACUCAUCUACCUCAGCAGCUCCUGUCAGGAACCUGUGAAUCAGAUUCCAGCCAGCACUCUACCUCUAACAUCACCCCUCCAACAUGAGUGAUGACAGGGAGAGACACAGCCACGGAGCCAGGCAGGCUCAAAAUGUUAAACCCAAGUUCAGCCAGAGAGAGAGGAACAGCAAGGAGGACAUGUUGAGGAGGGAGAAGCCUGCAAAAGUGAGGAGGUCGAGGAGCACCGACUCGGAGAGGGCGGGAAGAGGCAGGAGGAGAGAACGAGACAGGCACCAGGGGGAGAGGAGGGAGCGGGGAAGGAGCGAGGAGGCCCGGAGACCAGACAGGAAAGAUGGGGAGAGCGACAGGAGGAAGGUGAAGGCCCCUGAAGAUGAUGUGGAGGACACAGAGUGCGCUGUGUGUUUCUGCUCAUACGAUAACAUCUUCAAGACCCCAAAGCUGCUGGCGUGCGGGCACACCUUCUGCCUGGAGUGCCUCGCUCGCAUCAACGUGACCUCCCCUGAGCUCAAGACCCUGUGCUGCCCCGUAUGUCGUGAGCUGACCAACCUCCCCCACGGCCAGGACCUGCCUCGCCUCGGCAACAAUCAGGACAUCAUAGGCAAACUGCCACCGGACAUGCAGAGAGCACUGUCCAUCCGCUUCAAGCGCAGCAAGGGCAAACUGCUCCUGAAGAACCCUCCUCCCACCAGCCCGACCAAGUCUAAUAUCCUCACCCUGCCCCAAAAGAGCCAGGAGGCCCAGAUGACGGCAGGUGGUGACCUCAGUAUGGCUGCACUGGAGCAGGGAAUACCCCCAGCCACUGUGGUGGAUGUAGGCAGGCCUCCAAACAGGGUCAGAGGUCGCCUGCGCAGGUUGUUUCGCUCAGACCAGUGCUACUAUGUCGUGGUGGCGUCCAUCAUCACCAUCACAGUGGCGCUCAUGCUGGUGGGGAUUCUGGCGUUUGUUAUCAUACCGAAUGUGGUUGUUCACCGGAGGCCUGUUCCUCCAGGGAACACAACGUCACAAGGCACACCAGGUGCAUUCACUCCAGAGACUAGACCCUGAGUGGAGGGUCAGGGGUGGACAAUUUGUAGAGAUGAGACUCAAGUGGAGCGAGAGAAUAUCAUCGUGACUCUCAGUGAUGCUUUUGCCUCCUUUUGUCCUCUUGGUGAAGGAAAAACUAAGCACUGGGACACAUUCAGUCCGGUUCGCAGUGCGGUGAAGUGAAGUGAAGAAAUGAAGGGAAACAAGGGCAGCCACAUUUCUUUAAAGGAAGGACACACAGGCUCAAAGAUGCACGUGGGGAAUAAACAGGGAAAACUUGUUUUCUCUGAACAUGCUUGUGAUUACUGUGAAAGCCAGAAGCACUGUGCGUGUUUAGAAUCUGUCCAUAACGAUUAAUAAGCUGUAAAUGUUGAAAUGCACUAAACUCUGAUGAAAGGACUUGAGUAUCAUUUGAUUUCAUCAGGUUGACUUCUGUAACCAGUUCAGGGUUUCUAGUUCUUACUGCUUUUGUUUAUAGACCAACUGUUUGUACAUAGCCAUAGAUGAUUUAUAUAUUUGUAUAUAUUUUCACGCCUAAGAAUGGACUUUAAUCCCAAUUUUAUCAUCAAAUAAAACAUUUUAUUUAGACAUUUAAAGCUCUUUGCUUCAUUUUCCAAUUUCCAGAUUUGAAAACUGAAAAUUUCCACUUUCCAAAACACAUGGUAACAACUUUAUUUCUAUAAACUAACUGGAUUUUUGUUCUCCUUCUUCUCUGUGAGUGCAGUAUAGAGGGGACUACUUGUCCAUUUUGAUGACACUUGUCCUCUGCUGACCCAAAACAGAUUUGUUUGUUGCCUGUUGCCUUCAGGAACCCCCAUGUCUUCUUCAGACACCUGAUACCCUCUAGUGGUGUAAACAGUCCAGUUAACAUGGUGGUGGCUUGAAUUCUGAAUUCCUCCUCGGCUGCUCCUCUGUGCUCUUCAGGCGGACAAACCUGCUUGACAACACAAGUGUCUUUACCGUCAUGACAUUUCCUUCUGGGUGCUUAAGCAAUCCAUCUCUUUGGUGAGGUGUGGACAAAACAUGAUUUUAAGUCUGUCCCCCCUGCAGUCGUUCAGCUUAUCUGCUUCAGCUGAGUUUUCUGUAGCUGCCUUCAAGGGCGUAGGUUUUGUCUUGACAUUGACACAUGUGAAACAGGGGGGAUGGGGUCCUCUGCCAGAAAAGUUUGAACAUCAACCUAAUUUCCUGCAGUCUGGUGAAUUUUUAGGUACCAAUUUGUGCCCUCUCUGCAUCAAGUCAUAG
Messenger RNA from Epinephelus moara (kelp grouper), 2460 nucleotides. RefSeq names its product ring finger protein 183 (gene rnf183). Gene Ontology annotation, biological process: protein ubiquitination. NCBI's taxonomy places the organism in Eukaryota, Metazoa, Chordata, Actinopteri, Perciformes, Serranidae. The record is from RefSeq and is a predicted model, not a curated record. Gene Ontology annotation, molecular function: ubiquitin protein ligase activity. The transcript has 2 exons. Bases 277 to 1239 code for a protein of 320 amino acids.